Notothenia coriiceps (black rockcod) is the source of this 7393-nucleotide messenger RNA. It is a transcript of the gene mast1a, whose product is annotated as microtubule associated serine/threonine kinase 1a. Gene Ontology annotation, biological process: peptidyl-serine phosphorylation; cytoskeleton organization; intracellular signal transduction. Bases 81 to 4493 code for a protein of 1470 amino acids. Gene Ontology annotation, molecular function: protein serine/threonine kinase activity; magnesium ion binding; protein binding. The transcript is spliced from 21 exons. The record is from RefSeq and is a predicted model, not a curated record. NCBI's taxonomy places the organism in Eukaryota, Metazoa, Chordata, Actinopteri, Perciformes, Nototheniidae.
UGGUGCGUCUUCUCGCCCUCGUCACCUGGAAACCACAGGAGCCCACGUGACACUACGACAGGUGACCCCGGACACGCGCCAUGGAUGAUUCUGGGAUCAUCCGAAGACGGAGGCUGCAGAAGGAUCUACCUCUGCCAAGGAAAAGUAGCAGCUGCCGAACCAGUAACCGGAAAAGCCUGAUCCUGACCAGUACGUCGCCCACUCUGCCACGGCCGCACUCUCCACUCCCUGGACACAUAGGAAGCAGUCCAUUGGACAGCCCUCGCAACUUCUCACCGAGCGGACCUGCCCACUUUUCCUUCGCCUCUUCUCGCAGGGCUGAUGGUCGUAGAUGGUCUUUGGCUUCGCUGCCUUCCUCAGGAUAUGGCACCAAUACACCCAGUUCAACGUCCUCCAGCUCCUCCCAGGAGCGGCUGCAUCAGCUGCCCUUCCAACCGACCAUGGACGAGCUGCACUUCCUGUCAAAGCACUUUGGCAGCACGGAGAGCAUCACGGACGAUGACGGGGGCCGGCGCUCGCCGCACGCCCGCCCUCGCUCCCGAAGCCUCAGCCCCGGGCGCUCUCCAUCCUGCUAUGACAAUGAAAUAAUGAUGAUGAACCAUGUCUACAAGGAGCGCUUCCCCAAGGCCACAGCUCAGAUGGAGGAGAGGCUGGCGGAGUUCAUCCACAGCUUCUCUCCAGAGAGCGUCCUGCCCCUGGCCGAUGGGGUCCUCAGCUUCAUCCACCACCAGGUAGCUGAGCUGUCCAGGGACUGCCUGACCAAGUCUCGCGAGGGUCUCAUCGCCAGCGUCUACUUCUGUGAGCUGCAGGAUAACCUGGAGAAGCUGCUGAAUGAUGCUUAUGAGCGCUCGGAGAGUUCGGAGCUCACCUUCGUCAUCGAGCUCUGCAAAAAGCUCUUCAUCAUCAUAUCUCGUCCCGCCAGGCUCCUCGAGUGUUUGGAGUUCAACCCUGAAGAGUUUUACCAUCUGCUGGAGGCAGCGGAGGACCACGCCAAGGAGGGACAGCUGAUGAAGGCGGACAUCCCUCGAUACAUCAUCAACCAGUUGGGGCUGACCAGAGACCCACUGGAAGAAAUCGUGAGCCUGGACAGCUACGACAGUGAAGGCCCACAAACUCCAGAGACCGAUGAAGCAGAGCAGGGAAGAGGGCGGACCAUGAAACCACCGAGUGAAGAAGAUUUUCAGAGCAUCAAACUGAUCAGCAACGGAGCUUAUGGUGCCGUCUACCUGGUGCGCCACAGAGAGACACGUCAGCGUUUUGCAAUGAAGAAGAUCAACAAGCAGAAUCUGAUCCUGAGGAAUCAGAUCCAGCAGGCGUUUGUGGAGAGAGACAUCCUCACCUUCGCCGAGAACCCGUUCGUCGUCUCCAUGUUCUGUUCCUUCGAGUCGCGGAGACAUCUGUGCAUGGUCAUGGAAUAUGUCGAGGGUAAGGGGGUGUACAGCAGCAUGGAGCAUCUGUCUCAGCUGGAGCAGAAAGCUACGACCUCUGUGUCCCGGCGGGAGCACAAGGGCCCGCGGGAUGACAAGGUCACCAAGAGAGAGAGCCUGGGCAGCUUGAGCAUGAGAGACAAGAGCUGGAGGACCGGGUCCCCCGAGAUGAAGCGCCUGUCUUGUUCAGAGUCCCUCUACAUGGACGGGGAUGCCAGCCCCCCUCUUGGUGCUCGCCGGCGCUUCUCAGCACUGAUGGAUACACAUCGUUUUGCCUUGCCUCUAGACACUGAGCCUGACUUCCUGUCCCGCCAGGCACCCAUCAGGGUCCGUGGAACCUCCCUGGAUGGGACCAGCGUCCCCUCCCCGAGCCUCCUGGAGCAGAGGAACAGUCUGAAGGAGAUCAACGGAGCAGACAAAUCCCCUCGACAUGGAGAGACCCCAGGAGUCAGCACGGCUAUAGCCAUAUUAUCCUCAGGUCCUGCAGCAGCCGAUCGUGAUGUGAUGACUCCUCUGUGUGACCCUCUGGGGGCCCGGGCCACCAACGACCUGGUCCUCCGCAGGGCGCGCCAUCAGCAGUUGUCUGGUGAGGGAGAGAAACGCAACUCCAGGGCUGGAAACAAGGUCAUAAAGUCAGCCUCUGCCACAGCCCUGUCCGUCAUCAUACCAUCAGUGGAGCAGCAUGGUGGCUUCUCUCCGCUGGCCAGCCCCAUGUCUCCCCACUCCUUCUCCUCCAACCCCUCGUCCCGGGACUCUUCACCCAGCAGGGACUUCUGCCCGGCCGUCAGCGUGCUGCGCUCCCCCAUCACCAUCCAGCGCUCUGGGAAGAAGUACGGCUUCACUCUCAGGGCCAUUAGGGUCUACAUUGGAGACAGUGACAUCUACAGCGUGCAUCAUAUUGUUUGGCAUGUGGAGGAGGGCGGCCCCGCACAGGAAGCUGGCCUGUGUGCCGGUGACCUCAUCACACAUGUCAACGGGGAGUCUGUCCACGGUCUGGUCCACACUGAAGUGGUGGAGCUCAUCCUCAAGAGUGGAAACAAGGUGACGGUGACGACCACUCCUUUUGAGAACACCUCCAUUAAAGUGGGGCCCGCUCGCAAGGCCAGCUACAAGUGUAAGAUGGCUCGACGCAGCAAGAGGACCAUGGGCAAGGACGGCCAGGAGAGUAAGAAGCGUAGCUCCUUGUUCCGUAAGAUCACAAAGCAGUCCAAUCUGCUUCACACCAGCCGCAGCCUGUCCUGUUUGAAUCGCUCCCUGUCCUCCAGUGAGAGUCUGCCUGGCUCUCCAACUCACAGCUUGUCUGCCCGAUCCCCGACGCAGGGCUACCGCUCCACCCCUGAGUCCUCAUACCUGGGUGCCUCCUCUCUGAGCAGCUCUCCAGCCUCCAGCACCCCAAACUCCCCCGCUCCCUCUCAGCACAUGAGGCCCAGCUCCCUGCACGGCCUCUCCCCCAAACUCCACCGGCAGUAUCGCUCUGCCCGUUGUAAGUCUGCAGGUAACAUCCCCCUGUCCCCUCUCGCCCACACCCCCUCUCCUACCCAGUCUUCUCCUCCACCGUUGCCUGGCCACACGGUGGGGAGCUCCAACACCACCCAGUCCUUUCCCGUGAAGCUCCACUCCUCGCCACCGGUGGUCCGUCCAAGGCCCAAGAGUGCUGAACCCCCCCGAUCGCCUCUUCUCAAACGGGUGCAGUCAGCAGAGAAGCUGGGCUCGCCUCUGACCCAGUCCAGCUCUGGGGGGCUCGGGGGUCCGCUGAGGAAGCACAGCCUAGAGGUGCAGCACUCUGAGUAUCGUAAGGAUGCUUUCCUCUGUGAGCUCGGCCUCCAGAGCCUGCUGGAGACAGAGGGGGAAAAUUUGCCUCAGAAUCCUCCACCCCUGCCCUCAUCCUCUACAAGUCCAGAGACAGGUGUCCUGAAGCCUGUAAGGAGACUAGGGAGACAAGAGUCACCGCUAAGCAGGGAAACACUGCUGGCUGGGAGGGAUAGGGAAGAGAGGGAGAGAGGAAGGGAAAGGGAAAGGGAGAAAGACAGGGCGACUGAUUCAGUCCUGGAGAGAUUGGGUCGGCUUGGAGGAACAUCAUCCCAGUCACCGUUAACAAGAAAACCUCAAACAAGUGAUCUGUCCUUUAGCCCGCAGGCUGGCCAGAGCUCCAGACUAAAUGCAGAAACCACAAAAACUACAACUUCCAGCACCCCUACCAAAACAACAGGAAGUCUCGGUGGUCAUAAGGGACCUGAAAGAAUUCCCCAGAGUCCGUCAGACUUGAAUUCAAAACAGCAAGACUACCAGGCAGCCAAACAUUUUUCACCUUACAGUAGAGAGCCCCAGGAGCAGCUGUGGGGCAGAACUGAACCAAAGCAGGAAGGAGAUAACAGAAACAGGCCUGGUCCGCUUAGUCCCGCCUUCACUAAGAGCUCUGCUUCAACUCCAGAUAAAUCAAUCUCCAUUAACGCAGUGAAAGCCGGUUUUCUCAGCAUGAACAAAACCUUUAAACCACCAGGUAUGGGGGACAGUCUGAGAAAGGCAGGAGCAGAGAGCAUUGACUCAAGGACUCCAGAUUUUGGCUCCAAAAGCCCCAAACUCCCAGUUCGCGUUCUCGCUCCAGUCGUCCCCCCACAUGGGCCGUCGCUCUCGCUGGGCAAGGUAAGGCAGGGGCUUGGGCCGGUCAACUGCUACCGGGGAACCCUAGACUGGGAGGACAAAUGUCGUCUGGAGGUGGUGGAGGAGCAUUCGCCUUCCCCCUCUCCCUCCCCGACUUCUGUCGCCCCGUCCCUCUGCGGACCUUCCCUCUGUAAGUCCAGGCCUGUCUCCCCCGGUGAAAAGACGAGCUUCGUCAGCCAGCUGACCACUGUGGCCAAAAAUGUCCUCGGGCCAAUCAAGCUUGGCUCCCAGGAAUCGUCCAAGAGCAAAGACCUGCAGACUAAAGCAGCCGAGGAUAGGCAUGGAGGCUCAGCAGGAAAGUCUGACACUCCUGCAGGAGGUCGAGGGGCUUCGGUGGUCACCCAGAGUCCAGCUGGUUCAACACUAGAGAGGGCUGCAAAAGGUAGCAGCCAGUCAAAAAUGUGACCAAAUGGGACUUUAAAAGAGUAAAAGGAAAAAAAAAUGCCUUUUUUUUGGAAGAACAAUGUAAUAGAAGUCAAGCACUUAAAAACAAUGUACAUUCCAGUGACAGAGUAUAUAAAAUGUUAUUUAUUGAUUCCAAUCAUUGACUGAUUCUAACUUAAAACCAGGAGAAAAAUAAUCUACUGUUAAGGUGCAUUAUCUGUUGAUUUUCUAUUUUAAAGUAUUUAAUAAGAAGACUCUUAACGUAAUGUGGAACACUUUAUCAGAUGUAUAUGUGUGUGGGUCUAUGUGAAUGCAUGUCCUAUGGUAUGUACUGUACAUCUAUUAAAGAUACAAGAAGGUCAACAAGUGCUUUACCAAUCAAAACAUGCUGAAAACUGUGAAUACCAAAUCCAGUCACUCUAUUUGUGUCUUUCAAGCUGCCCUUUUUCAAUGUACUGCUUUUCAAACAGGACAAUGAUGAACUGAGUCACAGUCAAAUUGUAAUUUUGCAUCAAGCUACAGAAAUGACACACUGCCUCAGUUUGGCUACAGCGGGGUAAACAUGAUAAAGCUCAUUUCUUCUUCAUCCAGCAGUUUACUGAGUUACUGUGCACGGUCAGACAAAUCCAGAGCAGGCCCACUGUCACUGGAUGUCACGUCAAGCACUGUCUAGCUCUGUCUGUCGCAUGGGAUUGUGUGUGUGUGUGUGUGUGUGUGUGUGUGUGUGUGUGUGUGUGUGUGUAUGUGUGUGUAUGAAGCCACCUUGGGUCUAUUCCUGGUGGUUCUUGAAGGCUGUGUCCGUCUGCAUAGGAAAGCGAGUUUGACAGAGCUCAGGCUCAGCGCUUAUCUCCCCUUUGCAGGAGGGCUACCACAGCUCUUUUUCUCCCCAUGCCUCUGACUGCAGCCGAAACACAAACACAUGUACACACACACACACACACACACACACACACACACACACACACACACACACACACACACACACACUGCCACAGGAGGCAACAAUGUCAGCAGCUAAUUUUCAUGCAUUUAAACCCAUGCUCCAUGAAUUGGGACGUGAGUGUGUGUGCGAGUGAGUGACUUAAGAGGUGUGUGAGAACGUGUGUCUUCUUAAGCGGCAAUAACACUCAGCAAGGGCCAUCAUAACUGAAAGAAAACUGGCAGCAGAUCCAUCCAGUAAACAGUUACAGGCUUCACUGCUACUUUAUUUACAAACCACGCAGUGAUAACUUAUGUGGAUAUAUUAAAAGGAUUGCAAGCACACAUUGGGUGGAUCCAUAUGUUGUUUUGAGCCACAACAGGAAAAUCAGGCAGUCAUGGAUGUAGCAUACUGUAUUGUGUUUGUUAAAGGGCUCUUUAGCUAAGGUAGGAGUAGUGGAUAUGGGCAUGGUACUGUAUAUCAAACAAGUUUAUCUGCAGUAUAAUCAGAAUGACUGUCGUGUUAGGUAGUCAAGAUUGAUUCAUGUAACGCUCACAUUGUAACAUAUACUGACAAAGAUUUGCGAAUCAAUAAUCUCAGCAAGAGUGCUGAAAAGUUUAAAAUGUUCUCCUGACAAACAACUUGUGCUCUCGUCACUGUUGUAUUCAUAUCCUUAGUAGUUAAUUCUCAGUAACCAUCCAUUGUACAUAAUCUUAUGCAAAUCAAUUACAGAUGUGGUGAUGACUGCUGUCACUAAACUGCUAAUAGCUGAUUUUCUGAAGGAAGUAGAUCUGUCAAAUCAUUUAAUCCAUCUUUGAUUUGAUACCUCACUCUGUGACAGUUAUUUAUUAAAACAACUUUGAUUAUUUGAAGGUCUACAAAUGUAAACUGAUUCAACCAACAACAGCAACUUCACACAGAGGAAGAAGUUAAUUGACUGGAAUUUGUUUUUUAAGUCCAAAAGGGAAAAGUCUAAACAAAUUUCCCAAUCUGUUUUGCUAUGCUGGGAGCAGUUGCUCAUAAUUUUGUUUUUUAUUUGUUGGAAAAACUGAAACAAAGAGCUGGAUGUGACUAAUAGCUAUUCUGUUCUGUGGGAAGUCGAUUUGGCUGGUCUUUUUACAUUCGUAGUUUUUAUUUAAAAGAAGGCUGUUAUUAAUUUAUUCUUGAAUCUAACAAUGUUUGAGGUUGUACCAAUCUUUUGACAUGAGAAAGUCCCGGCCAUGCACUAACCAUUUCUUUUUGUGUGGCAUUGUACACUACUGCCCUCCAGUGGACAACAUAUCGACUAUUAAACAUGUUUCCAUAAAAUGUUCUUUUUAGUAAUCAAGCCAAGACCACCAAAAUACUGCAGAUUGGACUUUAUUAGCCAUAGGGUUACUGAUUAUGCAUUUGUUUUAAUGACAACAUAUUUGCAGUUAUUAUCAAAUGGACACUUGAAACAUGGAUUAAUUCCCUUUCUGUUGUUGUGUUCUUCGCGUGACUGUUAAUUGUAUCUUCUGGAAUAGGGAUUAACAUUUUUAAUAUAAUAUACUGUCUUAUAUAUUCUACUGAUAGGACGCAGUUCUUUUUUAUCUUGAUGUAAUAAAUGAGUCAUCAGGUCAGCUCUGAUCACCUGAUUGGAAAAACUAACUGUAAUGUAAUCUUAUACAGCUAUUAUGCCCUCUUUCAGGCCUUUUCCCAAUCAAUGAUGUCUAUGCUAGUGUUACAUGUUUGAGAUUUUUUUUGUGAUUGACAGCGAUAGUAGUAUAAAUGCACUUUAUUUGAAAAGGAAAUCUUCAUUUGCUGGUAUUGUUUGUAAGUUACUUUGAAGAAAAAGAAAAUAUAGUGUAUACAUAUAUGGAUUCUACAAAUGAACACAAAAGUCCAUUAUAAAAAGCAUUCCACAUUUCUCUGUUCACUGAAGUGUAUUUAUUUGUACCAUGAGGCAUUUUGUUUGUGAUAGAUGUGAUUCAAAUGCAGACACCUGAAGUGCAGUAUGUGGAAUAAAAUUCUGAGAUUUGUU